GAAGGGCAAAAUUUCCGUUUUCAUGAAAAAAUCCUGAAACGUCUUAAAGUCGAAUUUCGGCUAAGUCAUAAAGACAAAACAGAAGACACACACCCUAUAUUUUGAAUAUUAUAGAUUAUAUGUAUUAUGUUAAAAUUAUCAUAUACAUAUUUUUCAAAAUUUUGUAACAUCCUCUGUAUUCCUAACAUUAAUGAUAAAGUUAUGUCCUGAUAUGUGUAACAAAAGAAAAGAAUGUCAUUUCCACUUGUUGAUGUAGGUAGUUAAAAAAAUGGCAAAUUACAAAUGUUGUUAACCAGCUGAAGAGAGAGCUACUACUACUAUUUAGGAUGAAUCAUGGACCUAUUGUAGGGAGUAUCAGGAUGUGAUUCAGACACCAGAUUUAUUUUUAGGCGAGACUCUCAAUUUUUAGCAAAAAAGUAUACAAGACAUUGAAGUAUACCCUCCUCUUAGAUAAAAAUAGAUUCUAAUGUUUAGUUCUACCAUAAAACCUCUUUAAUUUCUGUAAAAGAUUUCUUAAAAUAAACGCCAAG
Molecule: messenger RNA, 530 nt
Organism: Acanthoscelides obtectus
Lineage: Eukaryota; Metazoa; Arthropoda; Insecta; Coleoptera; Chrysomelidae
Source: the annotation of a GenBank genome assembly